Molecule: messenger RNA, 1032 nt
Organism: Penicillium salamii
Lineage: Eukaryota; Fungi; Ascomycota; Eurotiomycetes; Eurotiales; Aspergillaceae
Source: the annotation of a GenBank genome assembly
AUGAGUUCUUUCUUCAAAAAGCCUUCGUGGGCAAAGCAAACGGAAGCCGACACUGAAUUUUACCGGCGCUCCAAACAGACAUAUUCAGAUAUCAUUGCGGCACAUCGAGAGGCACACCAGCACCCAAAGAAAACGGACAGUCUCCCAGAGGAACCGAAGAAGCGGCGUCGAAUCUCCGAUGAGGAAAAGGUUGUCCAUGAGCCGAAGGAUCCAGAUAAUGGAGAAUGCAUCCCGAACCCACAGCUCUCCAGCUCCCCAAACCACUCUUCUCCUGGACCAAUCGAUCGUGAGACCACCCAAAGCCACAGCCCAGAGAUCUCUUCGUUUGUGCCACCUGCAAAGGUCGAAUCCCCUAAAGCUCCAGUCUCGCAACGCGUCCCAACUAUUCCACAUACUGAAACACCGAGUCCUCCGGUUCAACCAAGCACACCAAUUGAGGACCCGAUCGUUCAAAUCAUGAUCUCAUCAGAAAUCGAGAACACAACCCCACUUCUUGUACAUCGCAAGAUGUCACAGGGUCUAAAAGAGGUGCGUUUGGCAUGGUGUAACCGCCAGGAUUUUGCGCCAGAGACACACCCAUCGAUCUAUCUGACCUGGAAGGGCCGUCGGCUGUUUGAUGUGACGACUUGCAGGAGUCUUGGACUCCAGGCUCGAAAGUCUAUGGCGCUUCUCAGCAUUGAUGACGACCCUCUCGCCGAACAGGAACCACUCCGCAUACAUUUAGAAGCCGUGACUGAAGGGCCUAUAUUGACCAAUCGACCGAGCACGUCUGAUAACAAGCCUCACUCACAGGACGAGCCAAAGAAGCUGAUUCUGAGGAGUCCUGGGCUUGAAGACUUCAAGAUCAAAGCCAGGCAGAAGACCCUCAUCUCGCGACUCAUAUCUGCCUUCCGAGACAAGCAAAACAUCCCCAGCGAUCACUCCGUUACCCUUGUAUUUGACGGUGACAACCUUCCUCCGGACUCCUGCCUGGGCGAUCAUGACAUUGACAAUCUAGAUCUGGUUGAUGUCAUGAUUAGACCAGGUGUCUAG